Messenger RNA from Gracilinanus agilis (Agile Gracile Mouse Opossum), 1945 nucleotides. RefSeq names its product peptidase D (gene PEPD). Bases 18 to 1502 code for a protein of 494 amino acids. Lineage: Eukaryota; Metazoa; Chordata; Mammalia; Didelphimorphia; Didelphidae. The record is from RefSeq and is a predicted model, not a curated record. The transcript has 15 exons. Gene Ontology annotation, molecular function: manganese ion binding; metalloaminopeptidase activity.
UGCACAGCUGGGCUAACAUGGCUGUGGCCGGGGGAUCUUCCUAUUGGUUGGGGAAUGAAACCUUGAGAGUACCAGUGGCGCUUUUUGCCUUGAACAGGAAACGUCUGUGUGAUCGGUUGAGGAAGAAUCCAGCUGUGCAGAAAUCUUCUUUGGUCCUUCUGCAGGGAGGGGAGGACACAAAUAGAUACUGUACAGACACUGGAGUUCUUUUCCGGCAGGAAUCCUUCUUUCACUGGGCUUUUGGUGUCACUGAGCCUGGCUGCUUUGGAACUAUUGAUGUUGACUCUGGGAAAUCUACCCUGUUUGUUCCCAAGCUUCCUGAAAGUCAUGCUACCUGGAUGGGAAAGAUUCACUCCCGUGAACACUUCAGGAAGAAGUAUGCUGUGGAUGAUGUGCAGUAUUCGGAUGAAAUAGCCACAGUCUUGACUUCAUUGACUCCAUCAGUUCUCCUCACCUUGCGUGGUGUUAAUACAGACAGUGGCAGUAUAUGCCGGGAGGCUUCAUUUGAAGGCAUCAGCCAGUUCAAAGUCAACAACACCCUUCUUCACCCAGAAAUUGUGGAGUGCCGCGUGAUUAAGACUGACAUGGAGUUGGAGGUUUUGCGAUAUACCAACAAAGUCUCCAGUGAUGCCCAUAGAGAGGUCAUGAAGGCAGUAAAAGUGGGGAUGAAGGAAUAUGAGAUGGAAAGCCUGUUUGAACACUACUGCUACUCUCGAGGUGGGAUGCGUCAUACUUCCUACACAUGCAUCUGUGGCAGUGGAGAGAAUGCUGCCAUCUUACACUAUGGACAUGCCGGGGCCCCAAAUGACAAGACGAUUCAAGAUGGAGACCUAUGCUUAUUUGACAUGGGAGGUGAAUAUUACUGUUUCUCAUCUGAUAUCACCUGCACCUUCCCUGCUAAUGGGAAAUUCACCCCUGACCAGAAAGCCAUCUAUGAAGCCGUGCUGAGAUCCUGCCGGGCUGUCAUGAAUGCCAUCAAACCAGGAGUGUCCUGGCCUGACAUGCACCGUCUGGCUGACCGAGUCCACCUGGAGGAGCUCACUCGCAUCGGCAUCCUAACCGGCAAUGUGGACGACAUGGCUAAAGUCCACCUGGGGGCUGUAUUCAUGCCCCAUGGACUUGGGCACUUCCUGGGAAUUGAUGUACAUGAUGUCGGCGGCUACCCUGAGGGCGUGGAGCGCAUCGAUGAGCCGGGCCUGCGGAGUCUGCGGACAGCCCGGCAGCUGGAGCAAGGGAUGGUGCUGACCGUGGAGCCAGGCAUUUAUUUCAUCGACCACCUUCUGGACCAGGCCUUGGCCGACCCUGCCCGAGCCUGCUUCAUCAAUAACCAGACUCUGCAGCGCUUCCGGGGCUUUGGGGGGGUCCGCAUUGAGGAGGAUGUGGUGGUGACUGCCAGCGGUAUGGAGCUGUUGACUUGUGUGCCCCGAACUGUGGAGGAAAUAGAGGCGUGUAUGGCAGACUCCAACAAGACCUUUGCCCCUUUCCCUGCCCAAAAGGAGUAGAGUCUGUGGGCUCCCAGUUUUAGGCCCUGUCUGUUCUCUCCUGAAAUAAUUCAUGGGGAGUCUCUCACUGCUUCCCAUUUAUAACUUCUUAAGAAAUCAGCAGAGCAGAUCAUAUUAAAUACCAAUGCCUUGUUACUAAAAGACCAAAUUUUCUCUGGAUGGUUAAUCUGCCCAUCUAAGAAUGCAAUUACGAUUCCUUAUUCACUGUUGGCUUUCCUUAAUUGGGGGGCCUGGGGGAGGGGGUCAGGAACUAGAGAAUACAUGCUGAUUUAGAAGAAAUAUAUAUAGCAGCAGCAGACAAAUUUUCAGUACAUGCUGAGAAGACAGGAUUGUUUUCUCAGGAAAGAUACAUUCCUGAAUUUUUCUUUCUCAAAAAUCAGCACUUUCUACUCAGUCUUUAGUGUUUCCAGCCCAAAUCUACAUUAAAACUUAUUUCUUUAAAA